AUGGAAUUGCCGGUGACGAUACGGGAGAGGAGUGUGGACAGCCGAACGGUGAUUGAAGUGAAAGGGAAGCAUAUCGUGCUAAGUGAAAUUAAAUCACGCAUAGAAACCCUCUUGGCCAACUCUACUGUUGAAGAGGUUCGUAUCUUUGCUGGCAUCAUUCUUACCAUCGAUGUGGAUCUUUCUCGCGAUGUUUGGCAUGGGCGAAAUCUGGUGGUUUUGGCGAACGAAAUCAAAGUGUGCACUGCGGUUCGUUGGAAUGUGUCUGGGAAAGAUAACGACCAUACCUACACGUCCAAUGCCGGUACGGAUGGGAACGGUGUUGGCAAACAAGGAGCCGAUGGAUAUCCGGGCGAAAGUGGAGGUAACGUUUUAUUGCAGGCAAACACAAUUCAACACCUCGAACGAUUGACGAUCAUUUCGAAUGGUGGAAGUGGAAGUAACGGUCAGAAUGGUGGCAAUGGAAAGGCGGGCGCCGACGGUAAAGGUAUCUCUAGGGCAGACUUUAAGGACAAGUUUCCGCCGACUGCCAAGUUUUUGGAGUGGCAGCGUGCUAACCUUGUAGACACUACUGUCAAAAACAUUAGAAACUUAACUCGAAACAUUAAGACACAGUGGUUAGUUACAACAAUUCCCAUAUUUCCCGUCUAUACCACUCACAGAGAAAACGUACUGGAUCACAGGGAUUGGCGUGUCGAUUUCUUUGAUAGUCUUUACAUCGAGGUGGAAACGCAUGAUGGCUGCGAGAUAACGUUUUCUUUUCAGCAAGGCACACCGUUUUACAACUGCCAAUCGUUUCUGAUGUACAAGGGAACAUCUGGCCAGCGUGGACAGGCUGGCGGAGGAUAUGGGCUGGGAGGUCAAGGGGGAUUUGCUGGCGAAGUGACAAUCAAACGUUUAUACGAUGGUCGUACGUUUGACAUUAAGACAUGCUCCAACCGGGGCAAUGAUGGAGAAAACGGAAAGGGUGGAUUGUAUGGUGCGCACGGUAAAAACGGUUGGGACAUGGGUUAUGUAGAUUACUCGGUCGCGGACAAUCCAGUGUUGUAUGGACAAGAUGAAAAGAGCAAACUUCAGCUGUCGUUCUAUGACGAAAAUUCAUCCAGCAGAAUGUAUUGUCCAUAUAAGGCUUACAUUGAAAGCAGCUAUCGAUAUGCUGGAUUCCAGGUAUCAAGAAUCGACCAUCAAUCUAGUAACGAAUUCAAGGAAAGGAACAACACCCGGGCACGUACCGAAAGACAGCAUCAUGCGAAAGCAAUAGGGAAGAAAUCCAUUCCUGGGCAGCGCCUUGCUGCUGCAUUUUUCGAAUACUUGGAAGAAAUUGAACAAGAAAGGCAGAAAUUGGAAAAACAAAGGAUCGAGAGAGAAAAGAAGGAAUUAGAACGGCUUCGAAUCGAGAAAGAAAAACAGGAAUUAAAGAAACAACGGGAAGAACUUGAAAAACAAAAGUUAGCGAAACAACGACUAGAACUUGAAAAGCGAGAGUUGGAAAAACAACGGAUCGAGAGAGAAAAUCAAGAAAGGGAAAAACAACGGGUUGAGAAAGAAAAACUGCGAAUGGAAAAACAAAGAAUCCAAAAAGAAAAGCAGGAAUUGGAGAGACAACGAAUCGAAAAAGAGAAGCAGGAGCUGGAAAAACAACGGAUCGCACAACAAAGGAAAAACAUUUUACAACAACAAAUCGAACAAGAAAAGCAACGUUUAGCACAACAGCAGAUUGAAAAAGAAAAGCAACAAGAAAUGGCUGAACAGGUGAAAGAAUAUUUGAAUUGUGAUGCAUUGCAGCAAAUUGUUGAAAGCCAAUACGCAGAUCUUGAUCGAGUCACGGAUCUGGACAUAAAACGGUUUGUUAAUUUUACACAAGAUACUUCUGAUCAGGAUCGAAACGAGUUUGUUAAACUUGGUAAAUUGUAUAAAGAUCCUGGUCGAGAGGAAAUAUUCAGCAAAUUGUACAAUAACUUGAAUCUAGACGAUUGGCUACAGCUUCGAACACGUCCUGCUGAUCGCCCUGAGCUGGUGUCUUUGGUGGAACAUUUUGAAACAUUAAAAUCACAGCUCGAACGUUUGCUUGGAAGGGAUUGCAGUGCUAAGAUAACGCCCGUUACGGAAACGUUGAAAAUCAAGUAUAAAACAGCAAUUCUAAAAGAAAUUACUCAGGAACUGCCGACCUAUCACACAACAGUGAAUCGUUUCGUAUUGACAGCACAGACUGUAGCGAGAUAUCUGGAAGAAACGGAUGAAAAAAAUGACACAUUUUAUCAUCCCGUUCUUGGCACUUUAAAGCAAUACAUUUUUGAAAACAAUCCAGCUCAACGAGAUAACAUUAACAAAUUCAUGGCAAAAGCAUCAGAAAGUAACGACAAUGCGAUCAAACGUGCCGUAGAAACAUUCAUUAUGGAAACAGAUAGCUCAAAAGAUGAAAAUAAACGUGUGAAACUGUUUUAUGAUGAGUAUCAGAAUUAUUUGGAGAAACAGCAAAGAAAUAUUGAUGCUAUAACGCAAUCAUUAGCAGCAGAACUAAAGAAAUCUAAACAUCAAGAAGCAUUCCGUCUGUGGAAUGAAAGCAUUGAUGACGAUGGUUUGCUGGAGGAUUUUGAAGAAUUGAUUAGAAAAGAUAAGGUGUUAAGCUCACUGUAUGAUGAACUGAAGCGUGCAGAAAAUGCUGAAUAUGACUGGGAAAGGUGUUGUGCCGAUGAAAAAAUACAAGAAAUAUUCCAGAUCAACUUAAAGCAGGAAGGAAUCAUGUGCAAAAGUUACAGAAUACUGCUAGCGUAUGUAUAUGAUGUGAACAUUCGGGUGUAUGCCAAGGAUGAGGACAAUGAAAUCGUUCUGUUAGAAGAUCAUAAUCCAAAAUCCAUUAAAAUUACACACAUUUUACACAAAUCGAACGAAUUCAUUCAACUGAAAAUCAAUGAAAGCUUCCGCCAGUUAGAAGAAGAGCGUCUGCACAAGGAUCGAAUUUUCAGACGAAUUCUGACGGAGAUAAACGGAAUGCAGGACAUACAGACCAUCGAGAAUUACUUCGAACGAGAAGUAUUUUAUCGAAACAGUUCUAAUUUCGCUAAAAUGUUUGAAGAUUUAGACGACGAGAUAACAGUUGAAAAGAUUGCAGCAUUUUUUUCAGCCGAUGAGAAGGACCAAAUUGCUCAACGUCUGAAGAACAUUUCUCCCAAAUACACCGGCCAACAUGGAGUGUUCGAAAGCAUCUUGCUGCGUUUUUCUUUCGAAGGCAGCCAUGUGUCAUCAAACGAACUGUGUUUCUUAAUCAACUCUAUACUUGCUCACACUGUUGAAGCAAGGCAAGAAAGGUACAUCUUUUCAUGGAUUGUUGCAGCAUACAAUCAGUGCAGUUGGACAGAUGAGCUGGUGUUGCUGCAGCUGGAGAACUGCUACAAGAGACAGCUGCAGGAAAAACCCAAAUGGCGCAAGUACAUGUCAAACAUCGAAAAUAAGGGAGCUUUGCUAGUGUUUUCUGCUCAGUUUACUCGUAAGCCUUGUCCUGCGCAGUGUGUUGAAGAUAUCUUGCACUUGCUGAGUAACAUUCCAAUAGAAUCGGUUCGUCUAGAUGAACUGGAGCUAACAGAGUGGCCUUAUGUGCUUAAGGAAUGCUAUUGGACACAUAAGUUAAAAGCUCUUAUAACGUGGGGAAAUGACUCGGAAGCCUUAACUUCUGCUUCGUUCUUCGUUCUGUCCAUAGAGAACACGUAUGGAAACAAGUUGAUGGAGAAUUUAUUUGAAUCGUUGGUGGAAAAGCGCAGUGAGCUUACGCAUUCUAUGUUAUUAAACGUGCUAUCUUGCUUUCAUAAACAAAAGUGGAAUUUAUGUGUUGAUGAUAUUAACCUUUUAAGUCGAUGUAGUAUCAAGAAAUGGAUUAAACAUAUGGAAGAAAAGUUCAAGAUAAACUUAAAGGAAUUAAAUAUUUCACAGAUAGCAACUAUCAUUAGAGGCAAUGCUAACACAUCAAAUAAUAUAGUGAAACAUUUACCUCAAAUUGAAAAUUCAGUAACAAGCAUUUAUAAUAACAAGAGAACGAUACAUACGAGUUUGAUAUCCUCUUUUUUGCUCAACGACGUAGAUAAAUGGGUUAAAGAGUUCCAUGUUAAGAACCAGAAAACGAAUACAAACAUGUACGAAGAAAUGCUUGCUGUAAUAGGUAGGGCAAUUGAGCUUAAGAGAGGGUUUAAGUUACGAGACACCCAGCUAUUGACAAUUUUGGCCUUACUAGUCAACGAGAAUAGCACUUUGGCACAAGUAUCUACAGGCGAAGGUAAAUCAUUGAUCGUAGUAGCGACCGCGAUCAUUAAAGCGCUCCUAGGGGAGAAGGUAGAUAUUAUCACCAGCUCCUCAGUACUGGCUCAACGAGAUGCUGUCACCAACAAUGAUAUCUACGAAUUGUUUGGUCUUAGUGCCUCCCACAACUGUAGCGAACAGAUAGAGGAGCGAAAGGAAGCUUACUCAUGUAAUCAAAUUAUUUACGGAGAUUUGGGUAAUUUUCAGCGUGACUAUCUAUUAGACAGAUUUUAUGGAAAGCAUGUGUUGGGUGAUCGUAGCUUUGAAAAUGUGAUCGUCGAUGAGGUGGACAGCAUGUUGCUCGAUAAGGGAAACAAUAUGCUAUACCUGUCGCAUGACAUUGCUGGUAUGGAUAAGCUGGAAUCGGUAUACUUGUUCAUUUGGCAAAUGGUCAACAGUCCAACCGAUCUUCCGGAAGAUGUACAUAUGGAAGCGGUUAAAAGGUCAGUUUUAAGUGACAUGUAUGCAAUCAUCCAAAAAGAGGAUAUCCAAAGUUUGGACAAUGCUUUGGGAAAAUCGAAUGUAUUGGGGCUUUGGGAGAGAUUGGUUAAGUCUGGAAUAAUAAAUGACGCAGGAAGAUUACAAACGGAAGCUAUUGAUUCCAACAAACUAGAAAAAGUACUUACACCAGAUUUCACACAAUACAAAGAUCGUCUAAGCUUCUUGCUUAUGUCUUGUCUCGAACGCGAAACGUGCAUCAAAAUACCAAAUUAUCUAAAAGCAUUCGUGGAGAGACACUUGGACCGUUGGAUAUCCAGUGCCAUAACAGCGCUGUACAUGGUCCCGGGACAGUACUAUGUGGUCGACGUCGAUAGAUCGGGAACAAGUGCCGACCUUAAUGCAAAUGUAAUUAUUCUCGAUAGGGAUACGGGUACUGAUCAGGUGAGCUCACAGUGGGAUGAGGCGUUGCACCAAUUUUUGCAGCUUAAGCACGGUUGUAAGCUGUCAACCCAAAGCCUGAAAGCAGUUUUCAUUUCCAACGUUACAUACCUGAAGAAAUACAAACUGCUAUAUGGAUUGACAGGCACGUUAGGAUCACAGAGAGAAAGACAUCUGCUUGAGGAGAUACAUCGGGUUGACUUUGUUACUGUUCCUACCGCCAAGUCGAAGCAGUUUGAAGAGUAUGAACCUAUCAUUUGUUCGAGCAGUGAGGAUUGGAAAAAACAAAUACGACAAGAGGUGAAUAAACUAACAAAAAUUGAUAAAAGAUCGGUCCUGAUCAUUUGUGAGACGAUCAGGGAUGUCGAAUCAUUCCAGAUGGUGUUUGAUUCUGAGGAGCACUCAAACGUUCACACUUAUGUACGUGAUUAUGAAACGUUUGAUGUUGCGGAAGGGGAUAGAAAGUUGGAACCGGGACACGUUAUCAUUGCUACCAAUUUGGCAGGUCGUGGCACAGAUAUAAAAAUAUCCGACGACCUUCGGAAGGCCGGAGGGUUACACGUGAUACUAACAUACCUUCCGGCGAACAUUCGAAUUGAAGAGCAAGCAUUCGGAAGAGCAGCUAGAAGCGGAGAUAAGGGAUCGGGUCGGAUGAUAAUAAUGGUAGCCGAUGGAAAAAUGCACAAUCGUUCUAUGAUAUUUACCCUCAAGCAAAAACGCAAUGUCGAUGAGCUUUUCCGCAUAUCUGCUAUAAAAACUUAUUACGAAACCACUAUUAAAACAGAAGAGAGUUGUUUUGAAGCAUUCAACGAGUUGUAUGAGAAAAAAAUGAAACUUUUAGCUAAUGCGAAAGAGCCGGUGAAGGAUAUUCUGCUCCAAAGUUGUUUGGACAGAUGGUCGUUUUGGUUAGACGAAAACAAUGUACAGAUAGGAAAAGCAUCAGAUGAGGCUUCCAAGCGGGAAGUAAAACAGCGACUGAAACACUUUCUAUUGCAAUUUGAUGAUCUGAAAGCAACGAGCGCAAACAAUUGGGCAGCUUGGGUUGAAGAAAACCCAAUGCAAAUGAUCAAAUUGGGAAAAUAUAUUUCACAACACGAUUCGAAGCAUCGCGAUACAGCAAUGCAACUGUUUGGGAAAGUUAUCUCGAAUGAACCGUGUUUUUGCGAAGCCGCUUAUUACUAUCGUGCAUACACACGAUCGCUUGACAACAUGAACGUUGGCGACUUCAAAAAGGAUUUGCGUAUGGCAGAAAAACUCUUAAACGAUCAUAUAAAAUAUGCAAUGCAUGCAUCAGGUAUGGUGUGUAAGCUAAAGAAUAACACACCACCGAUCGAGGGCUAUGAAGAGCAAAAGAAGUGUCUCAUUAAUCUAUACUCAUUGUUCAUUCAAUCCAUAGACGACAUGUUGGGUCAUGCUGUAAGUCCUGAAUCGUUUGUUAAUUAUGAAAUAAAGGAGGAUGUUGCUGGAAUAAUCUUUGACGAUCUUGUACGAAUCAGCAUGAUAAAGAAGGCUCAAGUAAUCGAUAACAUACCUAAUGAUCAGAUUCAGAGACUUCACGCCGAGUACGGGAUACCUGCAGAUCAGCUGAAGAAGUUCUUAGCUCAACAUAGGGGCCCUAUCGAUGACAAAGAAUUUCUGACAGCUAUUCGAGAAUCAUUUUCAUUUCCAAGCAGGAGCGAUUUUUGGGAAACACUUACUAACCAAAAGGCUCUGCUCAGUGUUGAAAGGUAUGUUGCGAUCAAUGAAGAACGGCUCAAAAUAAUGGAUCCUGCUCUAAUGAACGUUCUGAAGGAAAAGGUAGACAAAGGACAGCUGGUGAAAGCAGUUGUUAAGCUGGAUAAGCACCAGAUCUUGUUGAUCCACGAACAACAGUCACACUUUUACUAUGAGAAAGAGAAGCUCAUUGAUAUGAUCGGUAAAACGAAGUAUACCUCUCUUGAAGAAAAUGGUCUACUAUCAUGCAACGAAAAGGCUACCAUAGACCCAUGUAGAAUUACUGAUUGUGUGUUCUCUGCCUUUGAUUCUAUUACAGUUCAGGAUAUUACAGACAAGACAAGAAUUACAACGAGUGAAGCGAAAAAUAUCAUAGCAGAACUACUUAAGCGUAGUGUUCUACAAAAAAGGGGUGAAACGUUUGUCCUACCAAUGAACUAUGACGAUAGCCAGGAUGUCUUGCUUCCCACCUAUCCAGUGUAUGAGAGUGUCGUUAGAAACGUCCUUGCUUCAUGUUUUGCAUACAGAUUAGCUCUGAGAAACAUUGCACGACAACUAGAAGAGGAGAACUGUUCUGACAUUCGUAUAGAAUUGAAGCCCAAUCCCCAUCAAAUGUUUUUCACUGAUUUACUAGAGCAUAAAAUAAUACUCCCUCCUAUGGCCACGCAUGAGGUCGAUGAAAGUAAAAUCCAGGCAAUGUAUAAAACAUCAUGGUCGAAAGGGGCAUGGAUAAGCAUACUUUCUAAGGAUAUUGGUUUGUCUCAAGAAUACACCAAGCCCCUGCUGGAUGUGCUGCUUAAAAACCGCUGGAUUGUUCCAAACCCCUUAAUGGAAUUGUUGUUAUUUUCUCCUUCAAAUAACAUGUCUGAAGAAAUAAAGAAUGCAUUGGCAAGCUACAGAUUCAGUUCGAAAGAUGACCGAACUAGCGUAGACUAUUUAAAAUCAUGCAUUGCAUCAAUCAAUCAAAAACAUGGACUUCUUGAAUCCUAUGACGUUGGAGUUGCGAUUGAAAAGUGGUUUAACAAUCAAUUGCUGUUAAUUGAAAACGGAACUGCUAAACAUAUUGAGAAUGUGUUAAGUAAGUCGAAAUCGUCGUUAGCAGCAUUAAAUGUUCCGCAAGGCACGCUGAAAUCGAUCAUGGACUUUUAUGGUAAAGGAAACUUUGGAAGCAUCGAUGAGAUGCGGAUCUUCAUCACAAAUGGAUUAGAGCAUCUGUUAGAGCUAGGAGAGAGAAAAUGGACCAUGGAAAUGAUAUUGAAAACCUCACUGGUGUUAGCGGUUGGUGUAGCACAGAUAGCAAUUGGCGCUAUAAUAGAAGUGUAUUCGGUUGGAAUGAUGACUCACGUUGCCGGAGCUUUCAUGGGCGAAGGUGUCAGCGACAUCAUGUUUGCUGUGGGUUCUUUUAAGUCAGGUUACUUCAGCUGGAAAGAUUACGGAAAGCAUAAGUUACAAAGUCUGCUUUUUACGAUCGGUACGGCCGGUGUGGGAAUGUAUCUCUCCCAGGGCGCCAAGAUGUCUCGCAUAGGUUAUAAAGUUGCUGGACCAAGCCUGGAGUACGGUGGCAAACGGGUUGCCGAAUCAUCUGGAAAGCAGUUAAUCAAAGCAGUUGGUGGAUGGACGGUCGUUAAGGAGACAGCGAAGCGUGUGGCGCUCAAAACGGCAGAAGGUGUCGCAUUUGCUAUGGCAAAUACGGCCGUGGAUACGGUUGUUGAAAAUCAUCUGCAAUCCAUGUUGAACUCCUUAGCAUCGGAUAUUUUAUCUGGAGUUAAGGGUGAAGUAGCAAAUCACAAGGUUGCUCACAAUUUGCAGAAAGCGUACGAUCGUUUAGGUGAAAAUGAUGCUAGAGCCCUCGUGAACGACUUGACAAAUGCAUACAUGUUGGAACAGAACACGACACAAACCUUCUUUCCAUUCACCAAGCAAAUCAGCCAAAGUGUGAUGCAGGGAAUCGGGAAGGCAAAUAAAAAAACAGGUACCACAAACAGUGCCAUGGUGCUGAUCAACCAAAUCAGUCGAGUAAUGGAUUGUGUGGAUCGUGUUGCACAAGUCUAUAAAAUGCGCAACGCAACACACCAAUUGCUUGAUAGUAUUAACGUCGAAAUGGAGCGGAAACUCGCAAACAUUGAGCAGAACUCAGUUCCAUCGAAAGAAACCCCGGCUAAUGGCAAAGAUUUUGAGCGCUUUCAAAGGGAAGUGGUAGAGCAAUGGGAAACGACGUUAAGUAAGCACGUUGGGCAACUGAUCGCACAACAUGUUGUGCUGCCAGUGCUGAAAAUGGGCGUAAAUAGUAUCCUUUUACAUGUAGGUAAAGCAUUGAAGGACAUUAGACGCAGCAUGGUAGAGUCGGAAUUGAGCAGAGAUGUUCACCGGCUGAAGGACGAACACGAACAGAAGAUGAAUCGGCCCGAUAUGACAGCAGAAACCAGGCGUCAACUGACAGAGGAAUAUCAUGCUCAAUUGCUGAAGAUUAUGCACAAGACUCGUAGUCCGUCUCUGUUUGCCACCAUCAUCCGGGAAAACGUUCCAAUGGAUUUGACUUGUGUCGGGGCCUGUACUCCAAUGAUACAUAAAAUGCUCCAGGCACAACAUGGUGCGUUAUCAGGGCUAACAAUCACUGUCCACGGGGAAAAGGGUAUAAAACAAUCGUUCAGUUCUGGAACGGGUGGUCCCGAGAUUCACCUAGAUCUGAAGGGCAAUCAUUUCACUUUCGGAGCUGGAGAGUCAACUGUUGCCACGACAGGUAAUAAUUGUCUGUACGGAGCACUAGCCACAGCUAUACCGGAUCUGCAAGCUGUAGGAGAGGAUUCGUUCAGGUCCAUGUUGUGUGAUUCCAUCCAGCAUGAUGACAGCAUGCACCAUCACAUUCGACAGGGUUGGCAUCGUGUGCCGUUAAAGCAUGGUGCGGUUGGCGGAGCCCGCAAGUCCCCUGCCAACACGACCAAUAUAGAAGAUGGUACAUUUAAAACACCGACGGUGAUCCUGUCGAAUGAUAGACCGAAAGGAAAGCCUAAAGCACGUUGCUUAAGCAAAACGCCGUACGUAGAUGAUGAAUCAUCCACAACCAAUGAGCUGCAAGGCGAAUCAAGUCAACCCGUCACGAACAAUUCCAGAACUCCCGAGUAUCAUCUGGAUUCGCGUGUAGCUCACCAUACGGGUCGAUUUGCAGGGGAGUUGAAAAAAAUCGCUGAAAUAACGAACAUUCCUGUGGAUGAACUGAUCAAAGCGGGGCGCAGUAUGUUCAAGGCGAGCAGAAACUGCUCUGGACAGGAUCAGCAGCAGGCGCAUGUGGUGCGGGUUUCCAUCCUGGAGGAAAGGCUAAAAACCGACUUUCCAGAUUUAUACCAAAGGCUCACACGCCACGCCGGUCACACACAGCUAGUUGAUAAGUUUGUGAACGUGUUUCAUAAAAUAGGUGGAGAUAUCGAUAGGAAUCAGGCCGACUGGAUACUUGAUCUUGCAACUGUAGAUUUCACGACAGGAUUAAACGAUCAUUCGAGAGAAGUGUUUGAGAAAUAUAAGAGCUCUGUUUUGAGAGUGUUUGAUAACAACAUCAACUCAAACAAGUACAGUAAAGAGCAGGUGUUGGUUAUAAAAAAUGCAAGAAAAAUAAUGAACAACACAAACAUCCAGGUGUUGUUUGAACGUGCACAGAAAGGAUAUGAUUUUAAAUACGAAUACAAACCAUCGGGGCGCGGUGUGCGAAGACCCAAAAUUUAUAGAACAGAAAACGAGGAAUAGGUUUAUUGGCUCCUUAAUUUUAACCAUACUUUCAGGGCAAUGAGGAAUAGAUGCAACUUUCACAAGAGAUGUAAGGGUUUAUUUGAAAUAUUAACGAGAUGUAUCUAUGCCUUUUGCCCGCAAUGUGUUUAAUUAGCUAUCGUUAUAUUGACAAUAUUGGUAGGGAUAUUGGUGAAAACCCAUUACGUUAGGGGAAGGAUAUUUACAUUUAAACUAUAUAGAGUUAGUUUUAUAGCUACAUAACCUACACCAGCUACAUUAUAGCUACAGCUGGAAGAAAACCAGCUAGCUAUUUAAGUUGAAAAAUCACAGAUCUACUGAGUACGCAUAGCAUCCUUGUUUAAGUAGUUUUGCCUGUGUAUUUAGGGUUCGUAAUUAGUGAUCAUUUUCCGAGACACAAACGUAAAGGUAAGGCAGAAACCUCGGUUGCCCAAUGAACCCAAUAAGGUGGACACUUACUUAACAAGAGACAUAAGGGUAACCAUUGAAGAAACAUCUUCUUCGUAUUACGAAGCCCCUGGCAUUCUAUUACAUUCAUUUUGAUUUUUUUUUCGCAUAGCCAUAGUGGCACGGGAACGUCUUGUGGUACUGUCGUUAAGUUGCGCGGCCUAACGCCGCACAUGGACCGAAGCUUCCUCCAUAUACAUGACUGAUUAUUCUGCUUUAGGAGUAAACCAAUCACAUCGCCAGCAGCCAAGCCUAUCGGUAGCCUAGACCGGCUGCGAUUGCUGCACCCAAUGCGAGAUAAGAGAGCGAGCUUGUGGUAGGAGCGAAAAUCUGGUUUUUAUUUCGUUUUCUACAGGCUUUGUGCCUAUUGGCUUCAAUCUCUACGUAGGAGAUAAAAUGGUUUCAUCAAUGCUAAGGGAAUAUGGAUAGAGUAAUGUUACGCCCCUAAAUUACAGGUUCAUGUGUUCGUUAAUAUCAUUGUUCAUCCAACUUAGUUGUGCUUGUAUAUUUUCUGCGACCCGCUGAUAUAGAGUGGGGUAGGAGAUGCUUAAUUGUUUAUCACACGAUUACUGGAGGUUAUAGGAGAGAUACAUUUGUAGGUAAAUUAUAUUGAAAAAUUAUUUUAAUUUGAAACCAAUACAAACACUUCAAUUUCACAUCAACGUAACGAAAGCUACAACCAUCUUUUUGUCAUACACCCUCAUUCAUUCUCAUCCAACCUUUGGAGCUCUAUCAACUUUUGAAAUUUUCACCGGGAUUUAUUUUUUUGACAUCGUCUAAAGCUUCUUGAACAUAAUUGUUCAGGUUGGAAACCAGUGGUUUAUAUUAGUUCUUGUAUUUAGUUGUUUACCCGCCAUCAAAAAUAAGCGACGCGUAGCUAACUCUUGAGAAAUAAGCGCUUAUCGCAUUUACGAUUAUACUGAAGAUGGAAUAAUCAUAGGCAGUGAAAUCGGAUAGAGUAUACAAAACUUAAUUGCCUGCGUGUCGCAUUUCAGAAUAGACCGGCCUACACUACAAAAACUGUGCAGCCAAGGCUCGUGAAUUGUCAUGGACCAAACGUCCAUUGUCCAGGGGACCCUGAUCGCUAGUACUCUGCUAACUGUUAUACAUACUAGAUACAAUACACUACCGAUUUACGGGGCCCUCUAACCGAAGGGGCUCGAGGCGACCGUCUAGAGCGGUUGUCGUUGGAUCCGCCACUGUUAGUAGGACUGCGAGUGAAAAAGGCUGCCGGAUGGACGCUACUGAUUGCAAGCAUUACCUUCAGAUAUUGCUGUUCAUCCUCGUGCGCGUAGCAAAGUAGUGUCGGAGGCAACGACUGAUGAACUAGCAUUGUUUCGGUUGGGCACAGCUGAACGCAAAGGCAGAAAGACACGCGUGCUGAUUUGCUUCGAAUUCUGAAAUACUCCAAACGUUAUGUUGAAAGAAGGUUGACAGAAGUCGAGCUCAAAAGACCGGUUGGUAGAAAUAUUAGUGAUAAGAGUGGCAGAUGGAAAGGAACUAAUAAACCGCUGCUGGAAAAACACAUCUAGAAUGUACGGAUCAACAAUAUCAUCUAGUGGUUUUAGUGCCAUUUAUCGAGGAACAUCGGUGAUUAGGAUGCGCUCUUUUUCGAGAUACAUACGCAACUUGAAUUCGAAUGAGCAAUUAAGAUAAACCAAUCACUGGGAUCUAAAGUUGAAUGAGAAACAAAGAUAAUUAAAUAACUGAGACAAUUUCUAGAACAAGAUCAAGAAAUGGACUGAACCAGAAGAAAGAAAGUCUUUUGGGCACACUCGGAAGUGAACAUAACACCCACACAAUUAUACUGCGUAGGCUUAUAAUCGGACCAAUCUAACAAUAUGUAACAAAGCAUAUCAAUGCAAAAACCACGAAGCGUUUGUUUAAUAGUUUAACAUGCCGCACUGGUUUGCUGUAUUAUCAGCUCUAAGAUUAGCGAAACCACAAACCGCAAUAUCCAGCACAAAGUAGAAAGCCACCGUGAGAAUAACACAUAAAAAUAUACUACUUCAACUAGCGUAUAAAUAGAGAGCCGUUGGGUCACAUUUUAAUCAUUGUGCUACAGUGUUCGCGAAGUGUCACAUCGAGGAAAGUGUUUUUGCUUUAUCAAAAAUCUUACAGAUUGCAUAUAGUUUUUUCAUGUAAAUUUGUUCCACAAAUAAUCAAUUUUUCUGAGUGCUUCUGAUACGUUUAUCAAAGUGUUUACGGUGCUCGUUCCGUUCCGCGAGGAAUCGGUGAUUACGAAAAGGGUUCAUCGUUUGGAAUCUUGUUUGUCAUUUGCCCAAUAGAAAAGUUUGGUUGGGUACUGUUCUUAACAUCAGCAGAUUUAUCGUGAAAUUGCGGACAAGUUUGAUAAGUUGACACGUAACGGUUCUGUUUACUUUCUUACCAUUGUUCUAGCUUAGCGUUUCUGGCGAAGGUUGCUAUAUUAGUGGUUUCGUUCGGUUGACUCAACACAGCAAAAAAAACAUUAUCAUUAUCAUACAAGAUCGUUUAUCAAUUUCGAGGCACGCAUUAGUUGGAAUAUUUCUUUCACAAAACCUGUGUAGUCCCUUUUUAUCAUAACUGUAGUUUCGACAGUCGUUAGAAUUGAGCCUUGUGACAAAUGUGCAUCAUUUUAAACAGCUAUUGUUGAAUGUGUACUGGUCAUUCUGUCUAAGAUAUCAACUGCGCAAACUGGGUAUUCCCUUAUUUCUUAUCAAAGCGCCAAGAAUAUCAAUGCUUGAUGCAUAACGCACAACAGUCAGAAUGAUAAAAAGUGAAUAAAACAUAGCACGAGAAAAAAGCGCGAGAUAAAAAUACGUUAAGCAACCGACCUUACUGACUUGUGGGUUUUGCCUAACAGCUUCCGUGACAAACAAAUCUAUUUGUUGUGUUUGAAUAUUUUAAGGAGUUGAUAUAUUUGGGACCUAUUACAUAAACUAAUUCUAGCACAAACAAUAGUGUUCUUAUUACUAUUAUUGGUUGUUAUGUAGUUUUGGUAUAAUUUUUAUCGUAUAUAAAUUUAUCUACAGUUCGCGAAGCAUAUUGUUGAUGAUUUGAUUAUUUUAAAUAUCUUCUAUAUUGCAUGUUAUAAAUUUUUAAAUAAUCACAUUUUACUUUUCUUGUGUAACAAUCAGCCUUAGCGGCAAUUGCUAACUGAUUUAUUAUUUUAUACUUUAUGCUUUAAAAACCGCCUCAACCGCAUAAUACAUACUAACUGUCAUCAUCGGUACAGUCUUUACUAAUUUAAUUACUAAUAUCCAGUGCUAUCGAAAUCCCUACGCGUCUCAUAACUUGAGUAGCAAAACAAUAGCUUUUGUGUAUAUUCGUAUCGUACCACAAAAUCUCGUUGAUAUACCGCAAUAGCGGGUUCUGUGGGUUUCCUUUAUUUUGCGUGGUUAUUAUUAAAAUUUUAACAUUAACAGCCCUUUUAUCGAGUAUACACUUAAUCUAUUGAUUUUGUUUUACCGCACGACGAUUUAGUUUUUUUCACCCGUUUUUGCUUUACCUUGCUGUGCAAGUGUUUGUCAGCGUCUGAUAACAAUUUUACUGAUGGUACAUAUUUACAUCUGAUAGGAUUUGCGAAGCAAGCGACAACAAACCCGGACAACUUGCUGAUACAUCUCCAGUCUUCUUCUUCUUCUUCUUUGUCGUUUGAUCUAAUAUAAGCCAUAUUUACAGGUUAUACCAUACGACGGCGUUUGUUAGUAAAUAGAUUCAUCUAUUCAUUCAUUUUUUUCUGUAACAUCGUACCACUUUUCCAAAAACAGAACUGCUACAACAAGUGUUGUUCAAUUGGGAAUCCGAUAAUUGAAUAAAAGCCUAAAAUUUCAAUACCAUCAUGGAGCAGCCGGAAGAUGUAGCGAUACACGUGAAGAAAGAAGGUAGCCGAACGGUUAUCGAAGUGAAAGGCAAGCACAUCGUGCUUAGCGGAGUUAAGCCCCGCAUAGAGCAGCUUUUAUCUAGCUCCACUGCCCAAGAGGUUCAUAUUCUUGCCGGCACAAGUCUUAGCAUUGAUGCGGAUCUUUCUCGCGAUGUAUGGCAUGGACUUAACUUGGUUGUUCUAGCAAACGAAAUCACAGUGCCCAGCACGAUUACCUGGGAUGUGUCUGGGAACGAUAGCAAUCAUAACUACGCGGCCAACGCUGGUACUAGUGAGGAUGGGCACGGAAAAGAUGGGAACGAUGGAUAUCCGGGCGAAAGUGGAGGGAAUGUUUUGCUACUGGCGAACGCUAUACAAAAUCCGGAACAAUUAACGAUCAUUUCAAACGGCGGUAACGGUACUUGCGGUCAGGACGGCGGAGACGGAGAGGAUGGAGUCGAUGGUAAUGGUAUUUCCAGGGCAGAUUUUGAUAGAAAUUUCCAACACUGUUUGUUUUGGAAAGAUAUUGAACGAAGAGCACGUGUACAUAAAAUUGUAAAAAAUAUGAUGGAUUUGGCCCACAGCGUAAAGACACAGUGGGCAAAAGUAACGUAUACGUUUGGUAAUAGUGAUACUUACACAAGCAAUGUACUGGAGCUACCAAUAAAAACGUUCCAUGAUUAUUUGGACAUGUACGUAGAAGUUGUAACGCAAAAUGGAAGUGAAAUAAUAUUUUCUUUGUAUGAAGCUGUAGGAAAAGCUCACUCAUUCUUUGUAUACAAAGGAUCACCAGGUGUAAAAGGCAAACCGGGCGGAAUGCACGGAUUAGGAGGUCAGGGAGGUUUUCCCGGAGAGAUAAUCGUGAAACAUUUACACAAUGAACGUGCGUUUGAAAUUAAAACGUGCAAAAAGGGGGGCAAAUAUGGCGAUAAUGGUAAGGGUGGCCUGUGUGGAAAGCACGGCAAGAAUGGUUGGGAUAUGGGCUAUUUGGGCUGGUUACUCUCCGAACCAACAAUAUACGGAAGAGAUGAAAAUAGCAAACUUCAGGUAUCUUAUUACAAAGAAGAUAAUCGAGCAUCAAGCCGAAUCAAGUGUCCGUAUAAGGCAAUUCACAGCAGCUACUUGUACGUUGAGAUUAACGAAUCGAAAAUCGAUCAUCUAUCGCAGAUUGAAUUUAGGGAAAGGAACAACAUCCAGGCACGUGUCGAAAGACAACAUCAUUCGCAAGUGGUAGGAAAGAAAUCCAUUCUGGAAGUGAAAAUUCGUGCUGAAUUUGCUGCAUACUUGCAAUUGAUCGCAACACAAAAGCAGCGAUUAGCACAACAGCAAA
This is a messenger RNA of Anopheles gambiae (African malaria mosquito), 16238 nucleotides long. RefSeq lists its product as uncharacterized. Gene Ontology annotation, biological process: protein import; protein targeting. The record is from RefSeq and is a predicted model, not a curated record. NCBI's taxonomy places the organism in Eukaryota, Metazoa, Arthropoda, Insecta, Diptera, Culicidae. The transcript has a single exon. Gene Ontology annotation, cellular component: membrane. Gene Ontology annotation, molecular function: ABC-type protein transporter activity; ATP binding. The coding region runs from base 1 to 10617 and encodes 3538 amino acids.